Messenger RNA from Aspergillus pseudotamarii, 1269 nucleotides. RefSeq names its product CFEM domain-containing protein. Lineage: Eukaryota; Fungi; Ascomycota; Eurotiomycetes; Eurotiales; Aspergillaceae. The record is from RefSeq and is a predicted model, not a curated record. The coding region runs from base 1 to 1269 and encodes 422 amino acids. The transcript has 8 exons.
AUGGUAUCCCUUCGGGGAUCGAUAUUCGCUUCCCUGCUUUUAGCUACCUCACUUGUAGUUGCAAAUACAACGACUGAAGUUCUUCCACAGUGCGCGGUUACCUGCGAGCAAAGCGCACUGCAGCAAAAUAACUCAACUUGUUCUAGUGGCAAUACGACGUGCCUUUGCACAGAUCAUCUUUAUCAGUCUAAUUGGGAACAGUGCGUGCUUGCAAAUUGUACGGUCAAGGAAUCGUUCACUGCCAAACGGCUACAAUCCCAACAAUGCGACCUCCCCACUCAUCACGGACGCCCUGCCGCAGAUCCUGCUCUCAUUAUUCCAUUAUGCCUUGCGACAAUCCUCUUUGCUACCCGGAUAUCCGCCAAGUAUAUGCGUAUUAGUGGUAGUUGGGGGUGGGAUGAUUAUACUAUUGUUGUGGCAUAUAUACUGGCCGUGGCCGUAUUCUCGUUGAAUGUGUCCAUGAUUCAUCAUGGAUUCGGGAAAGACAUCUGGAAUAUCACACCGUUUGAGGAAAUAACUGAGAUAAUGAAGAUCUUCUACGUAUAUGUUUUGCUAUACAAAAUGCAGAUAUCCCUCGCGAAGAUCUCCGUCUGUCUUUUCCUAUUACGAAUUUUCCAGUCGACAGCAUUUCGCUACACAGCUUAUACCAUCAUCGGUCUCAAUGCCGCAAUCGCAGUCACUUGGGUCCUGGUUGACGGCCUUCGGUGCACCCCAGUCCAUCUGGCAUGGACAGGAUGGGCGAAAGAGGAACAAGGGAAAUGCAUCGACUUUAUUGCGGCAACCUUCGCCAAUAGUUUCGUCAAUAUUGCAGUCGACGCUGUUAUGGUCGCCAUGCCAGUGUAUGAGGUGAUUAAACUAAAUCUCAGCGCGCGAAAGAAAGUAGGAGUUGGCGUUAUGUUUGCAAUGGGCUUGGUACUCACCAUUGUUGCAAUACUCCGAGUCGUUGUCUUCUGGUAUAACCGAUGGAACAAGAACCCAACUGUCGAAUUACAGCCGAUCAACGUCUGGUCGGUCAUCGAAUGCCAGAUUGCGGUGGUCUGUGCGUGCUUACCUGCAGCCAGGGCCGUGUUGGUCCGCUUCUUCCCUGGAAUGAUGGGUGGUUCUGCUGGGGAGUCUUACGCGCGUAAAGCCACGCGACCGAGUGCUCCUGGCACCAGUGGUAAAAUCUCCCAAACGACAACCUAUACCGUCGAGUACAGCAGGAGGGCUCAGGAAAGGGCAUCGAAUAGUGCGGUCAAUCUUGUAGAGUUACACCGUGAAGGAGUCUAG